This is a messenger RNA of Schistocerca gregaria, 1473 nucleotides long. RefSeq lists its product as uncharacterized. The transcript is spliced from 2 exons. The coding region runs from base 75 to 641 and encodes 188 amino acids. Lineage: Eukaryota; Metazoa; Arthropoda; Insecta; Orthoptera; Acrididae. The record is from RefSeq and is a predicted model, not a curated record.
UGUUGAACCUGUCUUUGAGACCUGCAUCCAUAUUCGGAUUGCCUGUUCGUCUCAAACGACAUCCAAUCAAUCCCAUGAGGUUAUUUGAUUCUUUUUUUAUUGAAUUUUCUCAAAGAAACUAUUCGACCGCAUCUAAGCCAGCCACCUUCUGGAAGCAUCCAGAGGUCUUUACUUCAAAAAACUGCGCACCGAAGCCACCUCCUCCAAUGCACGGGCUCAGCUCGGAGCAAGUAGCUAAGGCACGGCAGAUGAGGCAUCAAGACCCAAAAUAUUAUACGACAAAAAAACUAGCUAGAAUAUUCAAGGUUCACCCAAAAAAGUUAUUGGAUAUUGCACCACUUCCUAAUACUCGAAGACAGGGAGAGCGUGCUUUGGUUGAAGCGCGUCGAAAACUGCGCGUAACAGAAGGUAAGGAUGUCAAGAGAACAAGACUGGCAGCUUGGUGGCACAAACAAAUAAAACAGAUUCCAGAGCUAAGAGAACGGAGAAAACUUUACGUCAGAAGAAGAAAUAGAUCCUAUCUCGAAAUAGACGUCGACCUUUCAAUUAAGUCGGAUAAAAGAGAUGAACGAGCUGAUAUCAGAGCUGAGACUGUUAGAAAUGAGAAGAGGAAAAACAUGAUGAUGAAUCGAAAAGGCUAAACUACAAUGUCGUCACACAGGAAAGAGCAUAUGUAAAAAGUUAUAUAUUUAAUUUUUUUGCCCAAAACCAACUUGUUUUUCUACCGUCUGUAAUGGUGUAUAUCUUAUCUUGAACGAUUUCGAAAUUUAAAUUACUGAAAAUAUGGUUUAGUUCCCCAUAUUUUAGUAAAUGUUUUAAUUUUUUGGGCUUUUUGGGCUUUUGAAAGCAAGGUUGCUGGUCGUUUUCAGAAAUGGCACCAUCUUCUACCAUGAAAUGAUGUACUAGUAUGUGUCCGCCUGCCUUCAACAAUUUUGCCAUAGUUUGAAAUAGCGGUCUGUACAAAUACCUAGAUACAUUGAUGAGGUCCACUUUUUCUAUUCCUGUAUUCCAUUCCUCUUCAUCUGCUUCCAAAUUAGCACAUUUGGUACAGAUGUGUACAUGAUUUCUUUUUGCAAGACUCUGCGCUCUACACAACAUUUUCUGCUGGUGGUCUAAUGCCAAUACCUGCCAUCCAUUUAAGGCCAAAUAUACUGCGUCUCGUCCGCCACCGCAUGCGAAAUCGAUAGCCGUUCCUUGUUUCGGCAAGCCCCCUGCUUGGCGGAUUUGCUCAAUGCGUGAGAGGGUAUCAAACAAGAGUGGUGAACACUGCCAUAUAAUGCGGCUUUGACUACUCUGAUGAGCCAAAAAGUCUGGUCGAAGCGUCUGUAGGUCGUGCCAAAAUGUUGGACAAUCUAAAGAGAUAAUCAUUUGUUGAAAGACGCGGUAGAAAUGAAGAGAGAGAUAGGUAUAGACGGGUUCAAGAGAAUCGGAAGAUUCAGCAAGCAAACAAACAGCAGUCUGUCUAGGAGGAAG